Molecule: messenger RNA, 3560 nt
Organism: Megalops cyprinoides (Indo-Pacific tarpon)
Lineage: Eukaryota; Metazoa; Chordata; Actinopteri; Elopiformes; Megalopidae
Product: lissencephaly-1 homolog B-like
Exons: 11
Coding region: 281-1513 (410 amino acids)
Biological process (GO): retrograde axonal transport; vesicle transport along microtubule; establishment of mitotic spindle orientation
Cellular component (GO): neuronal cell body; cytoplasmic microtubule; nuclear envelope
Molecular function (GO): dynein complex binding; microtubule plus-end binding
Source: RefSeq, a predicted model, not a curated record
ACAAGGAUCGCAGGAGACCGAGGGGAGACGAGGCGGCAGAGCGGAGCCGGCCGUGCGAAAGACGUACCGUCGUGUCGAGCGGAAAAUACAUUUCACCCCAGUUCCGUGCAAGUGUCAGACCAACCCGAGGAAACAGGAGGGACAUUAAACGAUGAACUGAAGGCCCUCCCAGUGAAUGCAUCUGGAGUUUGUGUGAGACGAGGAUUCCUGGUGACCAUUUGGCUGAAGCUCCCGAGUGUCUCCUGCCGCUGCUGACAGCUUCACCUGAGCCUGCGUUACCAUGGUGCUGUCCCAGAGACAGCGGGACGAGCUAAACCGAGCAAUAGCCGACUAUCUCCGCUCCAAUGGCUAUGAAGAGGCAUAUUCGGUUUUCAAGAAGGAGGCAGAGUUAGACAUGAAUGAAGAACUGGAUAAGAAAUACGCGGGGCUUCUAGAGAAGAAAUGGACCUCAGUCAUCAGGUUACAGAAGAAGGUUAUGGAAUUAGAAUCAAAGUUAAAUGAAGCGAAAGAAGAGAUCACUUUAGGAGGGCCAAUUGGACAGAAGCGAGACCCCAAAGAGUGGAUCCCCCGUCCCCCAGAGAAGUACGCCCUGAGCGGCCACCGGAGCCCUGUCACCCGGGUCAUCUUCCACCCUGUGUUCAGCGUCAUGGUGUCUGCCUCGGAGGAUGCCACAAUAAAGGUGUGGGACUAUGAGACGGGGGACUUCGAGCGCACGCUGAAGGGCCACACGGACUCUGUGCAGGACAUUUCCUUCGACCAGACCGGCAAGCUGCUGGCCUCCUGCUCCGCUGACAUGACCAUCAAGCUCUGGGACUUCCAGGGGUUCGAGUGCAUCAGGACCAUGCAUGGACACGACCACAACGUGUCGUCUGUCGCGAUCAUGCCCAAUGGAGACCACAUUGUGUCUGCUUCCCGAGACAAAACCAUUAAGAUGUGGGAGGUAGCAACGGGGUACUGCGUGAAGACCUUCACGGGCCACCGAGAGUGGGUGCGCAUGGUGCGGCCCAAUCAGGACGGCUCCCUGAUCGCCAGCAGCUCCAACGACCAGACGGUGCGGGUGUGGGUGGUGGCCUCCAAAGAGUGCAAGGCGGAGCUGCGGGAGCACGAGCACGUGGUGGAGUGCAUCUCCUGGGCCCCCGAGAGCUCCUACCCCACCGUCCUGGAGGCCACAGGCUCCGAGAUGAAGAAGAGCGGGAAGCCCGGGCCCUUCCUCCUCUCGGGCUCCAGAGACAAAACCAUCAAGAUGUGGGACGUCAGCACCGGCAUGUGCCUUAUGACACUGGUUGGCCAUGAUAACUGGGUGCGGGGCGUGAUGUUUCAUCCGGGAGGCAGGUUUGUGGUGAGCUGUGCUGAUGACAAGACCCUGCGCAUCUGGGACUACAAGAACAAGCGCUGCAUGAAGACCCUGUGUGCCCACGAGCACUUCGUCACCUCUCUGGAUUUCCACAGGGUGGCGCCGUAUGUUGUGACUGGCAGCGUAGAUCAGACUGUAAAAGUUUGGGAGUGUCGCUGAUCAUCCCAGCAGGACCACGCCCACCCCGCCCCACCCCGCCCUGCCCUGCCAGACACUCUUGGCCCAUGGUUACACCCAUCGAGCUCUGUUUAAAUAACUAUUGUCCUUUUAUGUAAAUUAUUCUGGAUGUAGAUUGAGCUAUUAAAUGUUACACAAAAAGUAUUCUUGCAUGGUGAAUCCAAAAUUGUAUACUGUAAAUGUACAUAACGUUGUGUAGGAGUACCAUAGGGUUAACCCAGCCUACCUGCUGAAGGCCCGUAUUGAUCAUGCUGAUACCGGGAAUUCAUGCGGGGCACUAAACUUAAUGACCGUGUCUUUCUCACGUGUUCCAUUACUCUGUCUAUAUUUUCAUUUAGCUUUCUUUUCUCUCUGUUGUGGUGUGUUGGUGCCUCAGGUUGAGGAGAGCACAGCUGUAUGAAAGGGGGCUGGUUACUGGGGUGUUCUGUGGCUCCAAAGUGCACGGACUGUGGACCUUUGCGUCAGGCUGUUAUCGGGAUGGUCUUUAGCUGCAGAGCACCCUGACUGUGGAUUGUGUCAAGCUGUUAACUGGCUGCUCUGUAGCUGUGGAGCGUCCUGGCUGUGGGCUGUGUGUCGGGCUGUUAUUGGAGGAUGCUGCCCCCUGUCUGUGUGGCCCUGCAUAGCACUCGGACACUGCCCCCUGACUCCACGGUGCUUCGGGCUCCCUCCUUCCUGCUGCUCCUGCGGUCUCCAGUGCUCUCACAGGGUCCUGUUGUAGAGGACUAGAUCUUGUCCCUGCAUCUGGGCCUAGUCCCUUCUGGUGACACCAGGUCCUGGUCAGCGUGCUGAGGGGUGUGGCCAGAGCUGGGGAGAAUGACAGUCUCCCCUUGAGUUGUAUGUCAGGGGAUGCAAAGAUCCCUCCCCAAAGAGAAGGAAGAGAAUGCGUUCACAUUUGUACUUUUGGAAGCGAAAAGCCAGAGGAGCUGAAGGGGAACGUUUAAGCCAGGAAGGGAAUGUUCGAUGCAGGGGGCCUCUCCCCACAUGGGACCUGUUUGUCUCCACUAAAUCCUGUCCCCACGUCUUUGGUCAGGUCUGACCGAGGAAUUAGAAGAGUUACAAAAGUAAUGAAUGUGUGUGGUUAUAGUGUAGCCUGUGACACUCAAAAUGCUGCUCAUCUUGUUUGAACUUAACAUCUGCAGCUGUCAAGCUUUAGAGAGCAGAUCUUUGUAGCUGUUAAUGAAGGCCUCCCUCCUGUGGUCACAGCACAGUUCUGUUUGCACACAGGUUGGUUUCUGUAGUCUGCACGAUUGAAGAAGAGCUGUGGCUUAGCCUUUUGUUAGGGGAUUAUGGGACUGUGGUAGACUGGGCUAGAGGAAGGAGGGUGCCCCCUGGUGGACAUCUCCAGGGCCUCCUGUAGAGUAACUUGCUGUUUGAAGAGGACAGAGCCAGACUUCAUCAAUCAGUAUGUGAGAUUCCUUUCCUGUUCUGUCUGUGCUGCUGAGGUGGGCUCGUCUGAGCCCCGUGGAGACUGUCGCAUGGCCCGAAGGCCAGCCAGAGAGGCCUGCACUGAGGUGAAAGGGGAUUGCUUUUCGCUCAGUGUCGUGUUGUGCAAAGUGUUCUGUAUCCUGUAAACUCAUGAACGUUAAGCCAAAAACAAAAAAAAACAUCAGGCGUGGAGGAGGUUCCAUUCCCCAAUGUUUCCCCAGAGAGGUCUGCAGCGUACCCAUCAGCUCUCACUGGAGGCCUGAGUUAUGGCCUGGGCCUUGGGCUGCCCACUGGGGCAGAGGUGGAGGCCUGACUGGGAAUCUCCCUCCCUGAAAGUGAAUCUUUGAAUCCUUACACGCUGGUCUUAAUCCUCGUGAUGAAAGGUGCCCUGAGAGAAAGCCACUCAUUUCAAAGCCAUCUCUGUGCCGUAUCGGGACAGAGAGACAGGUGCCGCGCCGAGUCCUCCAGCCCGGUGCCUGUCUGUCUGUCCCGCAACGUGAAAAGACUGAAACCUGCUGCUUGAAUGGGAUUUCACUCUCCACUGUCUCACUGUCCACACACUUGUUAACAGUAUAUCUGGAUGUCAUUGUUUGCAACAUAAUUA